Drosophila subpulchrella is the source of this 453-nucleotide messenger RNA. RefSeq lists its product as uncharacterized. The coding region runs from base 78 to 401 and encodes 107 amino acids. Lineage: Eukaryota; Metazoa; Arthropoda; Insecta; Diptera; Drosophilidae. The transcript has 2 exons. The record is from RefSeq and is a predicted model, not a curated record. Gene Ontology annotation, cellular component: mitochondrion.
CAGCCUUGCCAGAUUUCCCGCCCAUAAGCAGACUUUUGGCAUUGCCCAACACAGUUAUCAAUUCAGCGCCCACAAUUAUGUUCUCGCCCACGCGUGCCCUGCGCCCCGCCCUCAACCGCUGCUACAGUCAGAUCAAGGGCGGACCCGUUUCCGGCGGCGGUCGACCAAGUGCACCAGGAUCUGGAUCCGCAUCACCAGCCGCAUCUGGUCCAUCCUCGCCAGCCGUCGUGGGAUUGAGCAGCAACUGCGUGAAGCCCACAACUGCUCCAGUGGGACCCGGUGCCUCUGCCACCAGUGGCUACAAGGUGCCCGAGUACUUCAGCUUCAAUCGCUUCAGCUACGCAGAGGCGGAGGUGGAGAUGGCCAAGUACCGCUGCCCCCAGCCCUCGGCCCUCAAGUAGUUCCAGCCAAUUGGAAGCAAAUUGUUAAUGUUAAAUAAAAACUAGAAAAGAG